ACGUUAGAUGUGCGCGUACGGAUAGUUUCUGGCGGGUUGCGAUAAGCAUCGCGGGGUUGAUAAAAUCGCGGGUCCAUCCCAGUUCCACAUCACCAUAUCAACACCAACAAAGCUUUGACGGCCAACAAUUGGCAUCAUACAAUAAUCUACACACAUCUCAAGAACACUCAAUCAAACUCCACCACCACACAAUAUCUAAGAACUUAGAAACACAUCACAAACACAAUGACCACAGGACCCCCCCUCCCAAUCCGCGACCCAAAAACCGUCCUCUCCUCCCUCCUCACCCUCACAGAAACCCGCAUCGUGCCCCUAACAGCCCGCGGCGUCUCCUCCGGCUCAAAACUCUUCGGCGCCGCCAUCCUCUCCUCCUCCGACGCCCUCACCCCCUACACAGUCUCCACAAACGACGAACGCACCUCCCCCCUCCUCCACGGCGAAAUAAACUGCAUCCAAACCUUCUUCACGCGCGACUUCCCCGACCCGUCCACCCGCCCCUCCCCGCGCACCGACUGCGUCUUCUUCGCAACCCACGAGCCCUGCUCCCUUUGUUUAUCGGGCAUCGCCUGGUCCGGCUUCCGGGAGGUGUAUUACCUCUUCACGUACGAGGACAGCCGCGAUUUGUUCGCGAUCCCGCACGAUAUCAAUAUCUUGCAGCAGGUCUUUCGCGUGCCCGCCGAGGGGGAAGACGAGAGUGCGUUGGGGAGACGGGAGCUGUAUAACCGGACGAACCAGUUCUUUACGGCGCGGAGCUUGGGGGACUUGGUGGAGGAGAUUAAGGACGAGGGAGAGAGGGCUCAUUGGAGGGGUGAGAUGGAACGCGUUAAAGGGUUGUAUAACGCGUUGAGUGAGACGUAUCAGGAGGGGAAGAAGGCUGGGGCGGAGAGUUCGAGCGUGUGGAAGUAGAGUAGAAAGCGGCGGGUUGAGUUGAUUCGUCAAUGGGGGUGUUGGUUUACGGAUACCUACUUGGGACUACUUACUGCUCGAAGUUUCGAGUCCGCGUUGAUGGUGCUGGCAGUGGCUGGGAGAAUCGACGCCGGUGAUGGGGCCGGGCUGCUCCCAUGGUCGAGGACCGAGCUGGCGUCGUUGUCUAGCAUCGAUAUGGAAUGCCGCCGGUGACGACUGGUGUUCAGCUAGAGCAUUAGAGAUACCACUAAGAAAGACUCGUUCCCAUAUUCAGCUAC
This is a messenger RNA of Colletotrichum scovillei, 1184 nucleotides long. RefSeq names its product cytidine and deoxycytidylate deaminase zinc-binding region. The coding region runs from base 226 to 906 and encodes 226 amino acids. Gene Ontology annotation, molecular function: catalytic activity. Lineage: Eukaryota; Fungi; Ascomycota; Sordariomycetes; Glomerellales; Glomerellaceae. The record is from RefSeq and is a predicted model, not a curated record. The transcript has a single exon.